Molecule: messenger RNA, 1161 nt
Organism: Letharia columbiana
Lineage: Eukaryota; Fungi; Ascomycota; Lecanoromycetes; Lecanorales; Parmeliaceae
Exons: 2
Coding region: 1-1161 (386 amino acids)
Biological process (GO): protein N-linked glycosylation
Cellular component (GO): Golgi membrane
Molecular function (GO): glycosyltransferase activity
Source: RefSeq, a predicted model, not a curated record
AUGUUUUCACCACCGCCAAUUGUAACACUCGUUGCACUGUCCUUCCUCGCAUUCUUUCAAUUUUGUAUUCUCCGACCUCAAGUUCUCUAUUUAGCACACAAAAGUCAAUCUUUCGCAAGUGUCUCUUCAGAAACGCCUCCAAGCGCCUUGAACAAAAACACAUCUGCGAUCGACCCUCUCUUACCAGAUGUCUUACGACCCAAGAUUCGACAGGUCAGCAUGCGCGUCUACAACGCGACAAAUGAAACAAACGAUGCCCUUGACGAACGGUGCAUGGCUACUCAUAUCGAAUACGGGAAAAGAUGGGGAUACCCAACCCAUGUACUGCGUGAAGACGUGAGGGGAAAAGGAGAGUGGAUGGAGUUGGUCUUUAGCAAGCCGCUAUACAUGCUAUCCCUUGCAGUUGCUGAGAUGGCCAAGCCGACGGAUGAGCGCGCAGAAUGGCUCGUAUUCUUCGAUUCAGACACGAUCCUUUUGAACCCAAACAUCCCCUGGACCCUCUUCCUGCCCCCGUCCGACUUCUCCGACAUCCAUUUUCUCGGCGGCCGAGACUGGGGAUUCGGAAGCGGCUUCAACGCCGGCGUCUUCUUCGUCCGCAUAAAUGAAUGGAGCGUAAAGAUGCUGACCGAGGUCGCUGCGCUCCCAGACCUACGAACGGACGUGGAAAUUGAUCACAACGCAGAACAGACAGCAUUCAAGUGGGUGUUGAAACGAGUCGGCUACCGCGAGCACGUCUUAUACCAGCCGGUUGAGUGGUUCAACGGCAUUGAAUACUCCCAUAACCAUUUGCCUCGGGUGCAGGAUGGGGACAUGUUGAUUCACUUCUGCGGCCUGAAGAAGCACAAAUUUGGGGCGGUGCAGAGAUGGUUGGAUAGAUUAGAGCGGGCCCCGCAUGAACUUCAGAUCCCGCUGGAGAAAACGAGUUACCAAGCCAACAUCGAUGCUUACUGGACACGGUUGAUGGAAGCAAGAGAUCUGACACAAAAGCUCGACCGUCUCCACGAUGGCAAUGAUACUACCCAAUAUUUACUCCGGGCCCAGGCAAGGCUACAGCAAAUCAUUUACGACGAAGCUGACAAGUCCAGCUUUUUUCGAGCUGUCAUCAAUCAGGUCAAAUCUGCUCUCGCUGCGGCUGAAAAUCCAGCGAAUAGUACAAAAUGA